AUGUCGGACCACAACUCCAACAAGCUCUCCUCCACCUUUGCCAUGUCUCCCCUCGCCUCUCACGGCCCCAAGUGGUCCGCGCUCUGGGAGGAAAAGAAAACACCCUGGGACCGUGGUGGCCCCUCGCUUGCUCUCAACGAUUUCCUCCUGAGCCGUCCCAAUCUCGUACCUCCUGUCACAUCCUCUACCGCGCCGAGACCCAAAGCCCUCGUCCCCGGUUGCGGCAAGGGCCACGAUGUCCUGCUGCUGGCCGCCUUCGGCUAUGAUGUUGUCGGGCUGGACUUUGCUCCAGCUGCCGCCAGCGAGGCCAUUGAGAACGAAAAGUCUGUCCGGGAAGCCCUGCGAGAUGGUGACAAGACCGCCGACGUCUACAAGCCCAAGGAGGGCGUUCCGUCAGUGGGCGCCGUAGCCUGGGCCACCGGCGACUUCUUCAGCAAUGAGUGGCUUGAACAGAGCAAUAUCAGCGAGGGAACCACUUUUGAUCUCAUCUUCGACUACACCUUUCUCUGUGCCCUCCCAUUGUCUGCUCGCCCAAAGUGGGCUGCCCGCAUGGCAGCCCUCCUCAACCCCAACGGGGGACGGCUGGUCUGUCUCGAAUUCCCCUCAGGAAAGCCCCUCUCCCAAGUUGGUCCCCCGUGGGGCCUGACCAACGAAACGUACCUCGCACUUCUCGCGCGUCCCGGCGAAGAGCCCACGACAGCCCCCGACGGCAGCAUCAACGUGCCUGAUAUUAGACCCGGCGGCUUGCGCCGUCUCGAGCUUGUCAAGCCCGCUCGCACUCACAAGGCUGGUGAGAACGAAGAUGGAACCGUGCGAGAUUGGCUCCACGUGUGGAGCCUCGUCGGCGCGUAA
This is a messenger RNA of Verticillium alfalfae VaMs.102, 852 nucleotides long. RefSeq lists its product as hypothetical. NCBI's taxonomy places the organism in Eukaryota, Fungi, Ascomycota, Sordariomycetes, Glomerellales, Plectosphaerellaceae. The coding region runs from base 1 to 852 and encodes 283 amino acids. Gene Ontology annotation, molecular function: S-adenosylmethionine-dependent methyltransferase activity. The record is from RefSeq and is a predicted model, not a curated record. The transcript is spliced from 2 exons.